AUGUCUGUACUGAACCCAUCAUCUGUCAACCAGGUCGAUAUGUCGGCCGCAAAGCCUAGUGUCAACGCAGCGGAUGCAGAGCUUUGGCACGCAUAUUUGCGCGCUAUAUCCGAUUACUUUCCCUUUUCAGAGCAACCGGAUGGCUACCGUAUCUACACGGCACCUCUGACCAGUUUUGGGGUCACAAUCGGCAGGGCAGUUGACCAGUCUAUUGUCAACAACGAUAUUUUCCGUCUCGGCGAUCUCCUGUUACCCCCGGAUAGCCCAAUCUUUCUUCCCCGACUUAGCUAUUCUCAGCGUCUCCGCAGGUACCUUCAAUUUGUGACAACACCACCAGGCCGACAAAAUGCAGACACCUUGGCUAGGCUCGAGAAGACAAAGGAGAAGCUCACUGAAGCCACGAAUGAUUUCAUCAAGUGUCGUCAUCAAGCUUACGGAGCGUAUCUCGCGGAUCCAGCGUAUAUAAAACCUCCAGCUGGAGCUUCUACCACUGCUGAGUCUCAAGUCCAAUUCAAUAGCUGGGCCAAGACAUUCUAUCCAUCAUACCAGCUAGCAUCACUCCACAAGGACGCAGCAUCGCAAGAGGCUUAUGAAGCGCAUUUGGAAUAUUAUGGCCCUCAGACUGCUUCACUGUGGAAUGACAGAGUGCAGUUGGAUCACGCGUUUGUAGCCAACUCCUUAAACAAGCCGUACAACAUGCCUACUUCUACAGGUCAAGUAACCCUCGACGAAAUCGUUGGAUCAGGGUCGCCACCGGCUCCGUUGGAUAUCACGUAUCAACCCAGGUACAAUAUCGACGACAAAUUCUCCGAGAUGGCUCUAAGUUGGGUUCUAAACGCCAAGAACGGCAACAACAAACCGUUGGAAAUUACCGUUCGAUCCAGCUCCGUCUCCCCCGCGAAACCUGCUGAUUGGAAUGAUCUCGGAUUCUCCAAAAUCUCACUUGCGAAACAUGACGAGAUUCUCGCCCGUGUGCCUCUUUUCACGGCUCACACACACGAGGCCUCAACACCAACAAAUCAGCCCAACUUACAAGUUGGUUUGGAGGACAAGAGAACAUCAGUAGAGGUCACGAUACAGGCAUCAGAUGCCGCCGUCUUCACUCUUGGUCCUGAUCAAUCAUGGGACAUCCCAGAUAUGACCACCAGAUAUCCUAGAUUACGAGCCGAAGCACCAGGCGAUCUCUACCAACCCCUUGUUCUAGUCACGCAUGUGUUUCUAGGCUACCAGGUCUCGGUCACUAUGACAUUAGACGAAAAUACCUUUGAAAAGAUUGAUCAAGGAAUAAACAAAUGCCAGGACCACGGAGGGACAGCCAGUUUGUUCGGACUAUCUGUAGGACCACGAUCCACCGACUCAAUGGUCGGCUUCGAGCAGAUCAAACGGGAUCCCUCCAUUAAUACGAUACACAUACCUCCCAGGGACAACUCACAGCUCACGAUAAUUGGAUUGAUGGGAAUGGAACUUCCUGCACCGAAACCAGCUAAAACACCUACUGAUCCCGCUCCCCUAUAA
Fusarium keratoplasticum is the source of this 1515-nucleotide messenger RNA. RefSeq lists its product as uncharacterized. The record is from RefSeq and is a predicted model, not a curated record. The coding region runs from base 1 to 1515 and encodes 504 amino acids. Lineage: Eukaryota; Fungi; Ascomycota; Sordariomycetes; Hypocreales; Nectriaceae. The transcript is spliced from 4 exons.